Cornus florida is the source of this 2091-nucleotide messenger RNA. Its product is annotated as amino-acid permease BAT1 homolog. The record is from RefSeq and is a predicted model, not a curated record. Gene Ontology annotation, molecular function: transmembrane transporter activity. The coding region runs from base 462 to 2000 and encodes 512 amino acids. NCBI's taxonomy places the organism in Eukaryota, Viridiplantae, Streptophyta, Magnoliopsida, Cornales, Cornaceae. Gene Ontology annotation, biological process: transmembrane transport; amino acid transport. The transcript is spliced from 8 exons. Gene Ontology annotation, cellular component: membrane.
CUGAUACUCAUGGCAUCGAAAGGGGUUACUUGUAAUUAAUAUUUGGAUUGAUUGGUAUGAAAAUAUUAACAAAAAAAAAUUUGUGUCGGAGAUUUACAUAUAUGAAUUGAAAGGUCCAGGUAAUCAACUAUUAUCAUUCCGGGAAGCAACAAGCAAGAACCAAAUGAGAAAUUGAGAAAGUGUUGUAUAUAGCCGUUUUGUAUACUAUUUAUUUAAGGCAUACCAGUAGUACUAUAUAACGAAUAUUCAAACUUUCAGUUGAGGAAAAUGCAUCACCCUCUUCCUUUUCCCAAUUUGAUCUUUUCAAAUUUCAGUCAAAUAAACUAAUUGAAAAGUCAACCCCCUCCCUCCUCUAUCUCUAUAUAUAUAUAUAUAUAUAUAUAUAUAUAUAUCUUAUUCCAGUUCCAGAUGUUGGUUUAAGUUUCAUCUCGACCUGCUGAGAGAUUACACCAACUCAAGAAAUGGAUUCCGGGGAGAAGCGGCUCAAUGAGCUGGGAUACAAGCAAGAACUCAGAAGAGAGAUGACUCUGUUCAAAACUCUUGCAAUAUCGUUUUCAACAAUGACGCUUUUCACCGGGAUCACUCCCCUGUAUGGUUCCAGUCUUCUAUAUGCAGGGCCAGCAAGUCUUGUUUGGGGAUGGGUUGUGGUCACUUUCUUCACCUGGUUUGUCGGAAUCGCAAUGGCUGAGAUCUGCUCCUCUUUUCCGACUACUGGUUCUCUUUAUUUUUGGGCUGCGCAUUUAGCUGGCCCCAAAUGGGGUCCAUUUGCUUCAUGGUGCUGUGCUUGGCUCGAGACGAUAGGGCUAAUUGCAGGCAUAGGAACACAGGCGUAUGCAGGAUCUCAGACUUUGCAGAGUAUCAUUCUUUUAUGCACCGGAACAAACAAAGAUGGAGGCUACUUUGCUCCUAAAUGGUUAUUCCUAUGCAUGUACAUUGGACUUACAGUUAUAUGGGCAGUGCUCAAUACAUUCGCGUUAGAAGUUAUUGCCUUUAUUGAUAUAAUUUCAAUAUGGUGGCAGGUUGUUGGAGGAUUGGUUAUAGUUAUUAUGCUUCCCCUGGUGGCACUGACUACACAAUCUGCUUCCUAUGUCUUUACUUCUUUUGAAAUGGCACCUGCGUCAACCGGGAUAUCAAGCCAAGUAUAUGCAGCCAUUCUCUCUCUUCUUGUCAGUCAGUAUUCACUCUAUGGAUAUGAUGCUGCAGCACACCUAACUGAAGAAACUAGAGGUGCAGAUAAAAACGGUCCAAUUGCAAUUCUUUCUAGCAUCGGGAUCAUUUCAUUGUUUGGAUGGGCUUAUAUCUUGGCCCUAACUUUCAGCAUUCAGGAUCCAAGCUACCUAUAUGAUACAUCAAAUGAAACUCGCGGAGCAUUUGUGCCAGCUCAAAUACUCUAUGAUGCAUUCCACGGUAGAUAUCAGAGUGGUACCGGAGCAAUUAUUUUACUUUUUGUUAUAUGGGGCUCAUUCUUCUUUGGCGGGCUUUCCAUCACUACCAGUGCUGCCAGAGUGGUGUAUGCUCUGUCAAGAGAUGGAGGAGUUCCUUUGUCAUCUAUAUGGCGAAAAGUGCACCCAAAACACAAGGUGCCCUCGAAUGCAGUGUGGCUUUGUGCAGCCAUCUGCAUUCUGCUCGGACUCCCCAUCUUGAAAGUCAAUGUAGUCUUCACCGCCAUAACAUCCAUAGCCACAAUCGGUUGGGUUGGUGGUUAUGCCGUUCCAAUCUUUGCAAGAUUGGUAAUGGAAGAGAAGAACUUCAAAGCCGGGCCAUUUUAUUUAGGAAAAGCAAGAAGACCAAUUUGCGCGGUGGCUUUUCUGUGGAUUUGUUAUACUUGUUCAGUCUUCCUUUUGCCCACAUACUACCCAAUUACUUGGAAUACUUUCAACUACGCGCCAGUUGCUGUGGGUGUGGGUUUGGGGAUAAUAAUGCUUUGGUGGGUACUGGAUGCGCGGAAAUGGUUUAAGGGACCUGUUAGGAACAUUGACAGUCAAAAUGGGAAGGUCUGACUUGCACAAUUCGAAAUUUAUUGUCUUACAUUAAUGUUACAUUGAAAUUCUCUUGAAAUGAAUCCUACAUUAUUCAAUUAUCGUUCUGGUA